Molecule: messenger RNA, 4511 nt
Organism: Pecten maximus
Lineage: Eukaryota; Metazoa; Mollusca; Bivalvia; Pectinida; Pectinidae
Biological process (GO): signal transduction
Molecular function (GO): protein binding
Source: RefSeq, a predicted model, not a curated record
CCGGUUUUACAAUCGCCGCAGGAAAUGGAAGAAGGGUAGACCAUCUUGGCUCGACAGUGUGUUCUCUCUUGCUGUUGUCAAAGGACCUGUCCUCAUCAGUCCACUCUGGAUUUGGGAGCCUGAACUGUAUUUCUCCACUUGUUGAUGCCUCAAUGAAAUGAGUCUUUGGGACAUCAGAUUUUUUCGCUGGUAGUAAAAGUAGAUAGCUAGGCCCUCUCCAAAGUCUGCCAUAUUAUGGAGUGAAGGAUCUCUGUGGCUAUUGGUCUCUGUCAUACUGAAUGGCUAUUCCAAAGCAGUUCCCAAGGCUGCCAUCACUGCGACAAAAACUGGACCGUGGGUUAUCUACUGGUGUAUCAUGAAGUUAAUUACUUCUACUUCUACUAGGAUCUAGGUAUUCUGAACCUCUAUUGCCAUCACCACCAACAAACAAACCCAAAUGAUUAGAUUGGAAGAAAGUUUUCAUUUCCAACCCAAGAUGCAGGAAUUCGAAACAGUCAAGUUUUAUAGCCUUGUAGGCAAGUUUGAUAGACAGGUGCUUAUCCUGACAAUUCAGACCUGAACAAAUACAGACAUUGAAAAAUGGCUGAUGAUAGAAAAUCUCAAGCAGGAUUCUUUUCUCUCUGUCUCAAUACCGCUCGUAAUCCAAGCACUAAACAUCUGGACUACCGCAUAGCUGUCGCAGAAAAACUCCUUAAAGAUUUUUCAUCCCUUCACAUGUCAAAAAAUGCUAUCCUUAAUCUUAAAGGAAUUUUCAUGUUUUAUAGAAGAGAUCAGCUGAAAACUGCUAUUGCAUGCUUUCAAAAGGUACUAGAGACAAGUGAUAAAAACAAGAAUGCCAUUGCUCACCUUAUUUCGGUUUAUCAACGUCUACACAUUAACAGCAAAGCCAAAUGGUAUAAAGAAAUGCAGGAACGGUUUGAGGAACAACGGAAAAAACGUGGAGCCCUCAGUGACAAAUGUGAAUAUUCUGUUGGAGGAAAAAGUGGAGAGGACAACUUUGAAAUUCUGUUUGAAUAUUAUGAUGCUGAAGCUCUUGCUGAGCAGGGAAUUGCAUUUUUCCAUGAUUGCUAUACAGAGGAAGAUGAAUGGAAUCGAUCGUAUAGAUCAUUGAAGUUAUUUGUUGACAGCCUGGAGCUGAUUAAAAAUGUCAAAAUUCAUAGACUUGGACAGGAGACUCUCAAGGAGGUGGAACAUUUGGAGCUUGAGGUUAAAUAUUGGCUUGGCCAGUGUUAUCAGAAAGUUCAUCAAGGAGUUUGCCGAAGAGAUUAUGCUGUUAAACAGCCUUGUUGCAAAGAUUCAUACCGUGAGGGAAUACAGUGUUUAAGGGACAUAACAAGGUCUGAGUUGGCGGUAGAAGAUUUGAAAGCUUGGGCAUGGGCAUAUCUUGGUGUAUUUUUCUUUAAAAAGCCAAAAGAUCAAGGAAAUAUUGAUCAAUAUAUCCAUGAUCAGGGUCUGAAGGAAGAGUUUAAUGAUCCUAAAAUUUGCUUUGAAAGAGCACUUCAAUUGGAAACUCAGGACUGCCGUUCAACAGAAACUAGAAUAAGAUAUGCAACAUACUUGCGAACAUUGAAGGAUCCAAUGAAACUUGAAGAAGCAAUUAGAUUUUUAAAUGAUGCUUGGGAAUUAUGCAAAACAGAUGGGAAUUGGUUUGCCAAGACAAUGUUGGCACAGGUCAGUAUGAAUAUGUACAAUCUUCUUAAAACCAAAGCAGCUGCAUCAAAGGUAGACCCUGAACAGGAAUCUGAAAGGAAAUCUUGUGCUGAGUUCCUGGACAACUGCCAUAAAAUUUGGGAAGAAGCACUCGUGAUGAACACUACUGCUAUGGAUUUGGCAAAUGUAGCAGAAGCAUAUUAUUUAAGAGGACUAAAAAGUGAUGGAACUAUUGAUGCAGAUUCAGACGAUGCUAUGAAUGCAGCUGAAUAUUUCUGGCAGGCUGUGCAAUGUCUGGGUACGGAGAAAAAACCAGAGAUACACAAGAAACAUGGGGUAUUUCUCAAAGCCAUGGGCGAGGACAGGCAAGCUAUCGAAUGCUUCAAACGAGGCAUGGAAGUCGAUAUUCCAAACAGGCCUCCAGACAAUUUUGACCAAUUAUUCAACACUUUUCUUCAAAUGUACAGCAAAGAGAGGAAAGAUGAUAAAGUGGAACAGGACACCGAUGAUGAUCAUCAGAGGUCAACUGGUCAAACAGACCAAGAAGUCCUUUCUGGGAAUAGAAGCAACAAUCGAACCCCUGGAGAGGAGGAAUCUCCCAAAGACACAGCUGAUGGAAAUGAGCCAUUACAAAAUGUAUCAUCUUCGGAGUCAGGAAUUAUGAAUGACCUUGAACUUGAUGGCUCAGUUUCGACUAAGUUAACAACAGAACCGUUGGAUAUUACAUCAAACACCAACAAAGAGUCUAAACAACCACAGAAGACCUGGUCAUACAAACAGAAUAUGGUCCUGUAUGAGAUGGCGUAUUGGUAUCAAUAUGCCACAAGGCACUACAGACCCAAUGCUCUAACUAAAUAUACUAAGAAAUACGUGAAGGAAUUUCAGGAGGAAAUGUCAAUGAUGCAUGCAUAUUUGGAACUAGAAACUAAUAAAGAAAACAGGAAUGCUGGACCAUUAAGUGUACUUGAAGAUGUCGUAAGAAGUGGAGAAAGUUUAGAAAGCGAGAUCCAGGAGGCCUACAGAGAGAAAGUUAAACAUGCAAAACAACUAUUAACACGUAAGAUGAAAGAAGAGGAGGAGAAGACCGAGCAACAAGCCUCACAUUGCACUCAGUGCUCUCGUCCCUACUCAGAGCCUUUUGCACGUCAAAACUCUGUUAUCCCCGAGUUGGUCCUUCAACCCCGAAACACAUAUUAUAAGUACGACUUUUAUGUGAUAUUCAAUUGUUCCGAGAGAGAUUGGGUCUACUACUCCUUACUGCAGAAACUGGAGAAGUCUUACAGGUUUAAGGGCGCCAUACCAGAACGAGAUUACCGACUUGGACAUAGCAAUUUUGCUGAGAUGGAGCGAUGCAUAAAAGAAAGUCUUAAAGUUUUGAUUAUUCUCUCAAGCAACAUCAGUGUUCGGGAAGAAACAAAAAGCAUGUAUGAAAUAAACUUUGCGCUCACGCUUCAUCAGGACUUAGCCCGUGGUCAUUACAUCAUUCCUGUUCUUAAGGACGACAACUGUUUGCCACCAAGGCAGCUAGAUACUCUAACUUGUGUGAAUGCUGUCCAAUCAAACGCAUGGGAAAAGAUCGUCUUAGCACUGGAGUGCAAAUAAACACUCGAAAGGAAAACAAAACAAUUUCAAGAAAUUUCUGUGAUAUGUAACAUUGUGAGGACGCCUGGCCAACAUAUGCAUACUGUGAUUAUAAACGUGUCGGUAAACAUAGACACAUUGUGAUGACGCGUUACCUACAUAGACACAUUGUGAUGACGCGUUACCUACAUAGACAUAUUGUGAUGACGCGUUACCUACAUAGACACAUUGUGAUGACGCGUUACCUACAUAGACACAUUAUGAUGACGCGUUACCUAUAUAGACAUAUUGUGAUGACGCGUUACCAACAUAGACACUUUGUGAUGACGCGUUACCUACAUAGACAUUUUGUGAUGACGCCUUACCUACAUAGACACAUUGUGAUGACGCGUUACCAACAUAGACACUUUGUGAUGACGCCUUACCUAUAUAGACAUAUUAUGAUGACGCGUUACCUACAUAGACACUUUGUGAUCACGCGUUACCUACAUAGACAUAUUGUGAUGACGCGUUACCUACAUAGACACUUUGUGAUCACGCGUUACCUACAUAGACACAUUGUGAUGACGCCUUACCUACAUAGACACAUUGUGAUGACGCCUUACCUACAUAGACACUUUGUGAUCACGCGUUACCUACAUAGACAUAUUGUGAUGACGCGUUACCUACAUAGACAUAUUGUGAUCACGCGUUACCUACAUAGACACAUUGUGAUGACGCCUUACCUACAUAGACAUAUUGUGAUGACGCCUUACCUACAUAGACACAUUGUGAUCACGUGUUACCUACAUAGACAUAUUGUGAUGACGCCUUACCUACAUAGACAUAUUGUGAUGACGCGUUACCUACAUAGACAUAUUAUGCUGACACAUCACCGAAGAUAAACACAUUGUGAUGACGUAGACACAUUGCUGUGAUGCGUUUGUGAACAUGGACACCUUUCAAUGACACGUCAGCUAGUGAUGAUGUCACAAACUCAGAAAAUUUCAUAAUGUGUUUUUACAUGUAAGGCUGUAUUGUAUUGAUGAUGCAUAAUGUCCGUGGUCCAAUUAGGUAUGCGAGAAGACUUUUUCAUUGAGCUUGUUUUGAUGGUGAAAUGUAAUUUGUACAUUUAUUUUGAAGUAUUUACAGUAAUAUUUUUAGAUCAGUUUGGCUCAUUAUUUGUGUCCUGUGACAAAGUCAUUUUCAUUAUUUUGACUCAUAUAUGUGCAAAUCAUUUGGCAUCAAUUUUGCAGUGAAGAACAUUUCAAAGUGGUCUACAAAAACAGUAAUGGUGACAA